This is a messenger RNA of Protobothrops mucrosquamatus (brown spotted pit viper), 1635 nucleotides long. Its product is annotated as phospholipid scramblase 1. The record is from RefSeq and is a predicted model, not a curated record. Gene Ontology annotation, biological process: plasma membrane phospholipid scrambling. Gene Ontology annotation, molecular function: phospholipid scramblase activity. The coding region runs from base 365 to 1216 and encodes 283 amino acids. Lineage: Eukaryota; Metazoa; Chordata; Lepidosauria; Squamata; Viperidae. The transcript has 9 exons. Gene Ontology annotation, cellular component: plasma membrane.
CGAGUUCCACCGAUGUGCCAUUAACUACAACAUUCUCAGGCGAAUGCGACUUCCUGAGUCGAGAAAUAUUUUCCUUAAACUGGAGGGCCUCCUUCGGGUCUCUUGCUCCCUCCCAUAUCUAGCUGCAUUUGCUCUUUACCGCCUUCCCGCCCUAUCCUGUUCCCUAGCAGGGCCCCUGGAGCUGGGCGGGAGGAGGCAGAAGAGCAGUCGCAAAGCUCCCGUUUUUUCUCACAAACAAACAAAACACAUACCGAUCAGCUAACGGCAACGGGGCUGGAAGUAUCUUUUUGCAAAGGCGAUUCCGACGCGCUUACUCUAGAGUAACUCCCCUGGCAAGGACGUAAAAUAUAAGAAUAAAUAAAAGAUGAUGGAAAUGUCAAAUGAAACUAAGCCCACAUCAUCACCUCCAGAAUAUUCAGGACCAGCUUAUUCAGUUCCACAAGUCCAAUAUCCUCAGUAUGGGCCUGCCGUUCCAGUUCAAGUAAAUGCACCGCCACCCAUCAUCUGGAUGCCACCACCACCUCAAAUCCCCAAGUGCCCUCGUGGACUGGAAUAUUUCAGCCAGCUUGAUCAGAUAAUAAUUGAACAGCAGGUUGAGCUCAUGGAAAUGAUAAGUGGCUUGGAAACUUGUAAUAAGUAUGAAAUAAAAAAUGCCAUGGGGCAUUGGGUAUACUUUGCAGCUGAAGAAAACGAUGACUUCAACUUGAACUGUUACGGCCCUUUGAGAUCGUUUACCAUAAAACUCUUUGACAGUACAAACCAACCAGUCAUGCAAUUGUCCAGGGAUUGCCAUUGCUCCAUUUGCUGUUGUCCUUGUAUUUGUUGCCUACAAGAGCUUGAAGUACAGGCACCUCUAGGUAACAUCAUUGGAUAUGUGAAACAAAAGUGGCAUCCAUGCCAUCCAAGAUUUACUCUACAGAAUGAGGCCAGAGAAAAUGUUCUUAAAAUUACUGCAUCUUGUGUGCCUUGCCAAUUCUAUCAGGAUGUUAAUUUUGAGGUGAAAACUGUAGAUGGGAAAUCUACAAUUGGAAACAUAGUAAAAAAAUGGACUGGUUUAGCAAGAGAGGUUGCUACAGAUGCAAGCAUUUUUCAGAUCCGCUUUCCAAUGGAUCUUGAUAUUAAUAUGAAAGCAGUCAUAACAGGGGCUUGCUUUCUUAUGGAUUUCAUGUUUUUUGAACGUGGAAACAGAAGGAAUGAUCAUCGACGUAGGCGUUAGUUCAAGUCAGGACAUUAAGAGUCUUAUCACACUGAAUUAAGCUUGCAGGAGGAUUUUUAUUAAAGUUGCUUAUUUCAAUAUUUACAAUCAUACCUUCAACUAUUAUACCAUUUAUGUCAGAAUAUUCCAUAUAACUCAAAUUUUUUGUCAAGUAUUGAUAUACAGUAUAUUGAUAUCCAUAUAUAAUAAUAAAGAUAUAUAGUAUAUAAAUUUGGCUAAUUUUCACUCUGCAAACAAAUAUACUCCAUUUGCCAUUUUUUACUGCUCUUAUAUAUUAAGAAUUGCCUUCUGUUAUGUUUUCCUUUUUUAUUUUAUGUAAUUACACUGUGUAUUGCAGUACUAAAAUGAACCAAAGUGGGUAUCUCAAUAUUCAGACAAUUAACAGACAAAUUCAAUAAAGUUGAUAUUUUCUGCUUUGA